Molecule: messenger RNA, 2600 nt
Organism: Glossina fuscipes
Lineage: Eukaryota; Metazoa; Arthropoda; Insecta; Diptera; Glossinidae
Product: sodium-dependent serotonin transporter-like
Exons: 10
Coding region: 451-2352 (633 amino acids)
Biological process (GO): sodium ion transmembrane transport
Cellular component (GO): membrane
Source: RefSeq, a predicted model, not a curated record
GCGGGCAUUUGAUGUAAGCGUACCUAUAAGGUGCCACAAAAUAGUGAAGUAAGCGAGCACCAACACCAAGUUCGUGAAUGCAUGCUUUCUUAGUUAAAAAUAUACAUAAAACGAUUUUUUCCCAUUACUAGCGUGAAAAGAAUGCGUGAUUCGAGAAUAGUUGACAAAUAGAAGCUGAGGAAACUUGCACUAAAAUUACAAGAUUGCAUUCAUUUAAAAAGAAAAAAAAAGAACGUCUUUACACAUGAGUGGAAUUAUAAACUAAAAGAACGACAUUUUUUUACAUUUUCGUAAAACGCAAUCAGGAUAUACAACGUUCGAUAUACGUAGCAAAUAUAAGUUGCAGAAAAAAGGAAUUACCGCAAGACAAACAAAAUUUCCUUGAUGACAAUAUGAGGCGUGCUCUACAUAGCAUUUAAUUGAAAAGCAUUUAUAAAUAAUAAUAAAAUUAUGAAAUCUAUUUACGUGGGAGCUAAACAGCGAUUAAAUAAUUGUAUACAAUUGUCGUCAAAAGAAUGCAAAGACAAUCACGCGCACGCCUACGAAAUCGCAACGAUAACGGAUAGCAGACUAUCUUCCCGUACAGCGUCUGCAACAUUAGAUCUAAAUAAUGAUUUCAACGCUAUGCCGUAUGAUACGUCGCAAAAGCGAUUUCGUUACGAUAAAUUACGCGGCCGUUGGUCAUUGGCGGUGGAUUUUUAUUUUGCCUGUACUAGUCAUGCUUUCGGUUCUAUAGUCUUUUCCGAAUUGCCCGUUUAUGUGUUGCUGUUCGGAGGAGUUUACUCUAUCUGCUCUUAUCUAAUAGGGAUGUUACUAUAUGCUAUACCCAUAUUUGGUAUUCAAACAUUUUUGGGUCAAUUCUCUUCAUCUGGCAUUAUUUCCGUAUUUCGUGUUGCUCCCAUUUUUAAAGGCAUCGGUUAUUCGAUAUUAUUUCAUAAUUUAGCUACAUUAUCAUACUACGCUGUUCUGGCAUCGAUUCCUCUAAUUUAUGCUGCAAAUUCUUUGCAUACUGUGAUACCAUGGAUGAGCUGUGAUAAUGCUUGGAAUUCGAUUAAUUGUUCCACGCACAGUUAUUAUGAUGAGGAGGAUGAAGAACAGUAUCCUCAUGCAACGGUAGAGUUUUUUCGCGCAAUCAUACGUUCCGCUGAUAGUGGCACAAAAGAUCUAUGGAUAUCGUGGCCAAUGUUAUGCGGUGUUCUUGCAGUAUGGUUGCUGACCAUUUUCAUUGUAUUGAAAAAGAUAACAUUUAUAGGAAAAUUUUUACGUUGCUUAGGUUUGAUUAUGAUGACAACUUUUGGAGCAAUUUUCGUACAUUUACUUAUACACGUCGAGUUUUCAUGGGAUAGCUUCAUAAGUUAUAUGGAGCCCACGGUGAAUAAUAGCAAAGCGACAAUUAUGGCUGGAGUAAGAGCGGCCAUUUUAAUGCCUACCUGGGUAUUGGGCCCAGGUUGGGGUACUAUUCUUACUUUGGCUAGUCAUAACAGUUUUAGGCGUAACAGCGAGAAGCUCAUCUAUUGGAUAUCUGGUACUCAUAUGCUUAUGACGUUCAUGGCCUUAAUUUGUGGACGUAUAGCUUUGGAUAAUUUUGAAGAUCACGUUGGUCUAUUUCAUUAUCAUGUCGAAGAAGAGCAUAAUAUGCAAUUUUUGUAUUUAUGUUUUGCCUACUUAUUCGGCAGUUUCACUAGCCUACCAAAUUUCUGGAGUUUUCUAUUUUUCAGCAUGUUGUUCAUGGCUGAGUUGAGUGCUGUGAUUAUACAAAUGAUGACUGUUCUAACGGCUAUAUUUGACGAAUAUGAAUCGGCCAGAAGUAGGAAACCGUUGAUUACCAUCCUUAUGAUAACAACUUUAUUAUUAACAUCGGUGUAUUUCUGUACGAAGCAAGGUUUCGCUUAUCUGCAUUUGCUACCCGACAUAGUAACACUCACUCAUCUAACAUUAUCAAUUCUAUUGUUAACCAUUACCACAUGGAUUUACGGCCGUGAACGUUUUCAAUGUGAUUUACAAUUCAUGUUGGGCAAAACUAUAUCGAAUUUUAAAAUAUUUCUUCUACGUUUCGUUACGCCAGCAUUUCUGGUGAUAAGUGUUUUUCAAGUAUUAUACUUACUGCAAAAGGAAGAUCCGCCUUCUUUGCUAAUGAUCAUCAUACAAAGUCUUGUAUAUGUAAUCGCCCCAAUUUACAUGGUGUAUAAGGUCUGCCGGACAACGGGUUCAUUACGUGAUCGCGUGAAACAAUGUUUUGCUCCACACGAUUGGCAUCCAGUCGAUGCGGAUAAUAGACGUUUCUAUGAAGAGAUUAUGGGCACUUCAGAAAUGCUGGUUAUCGUAGAUCGAGAACAUCGUCAGCCGACAUAAACAUUGUUUUACAGAUUUGUCAUAUGCGGUAUGCGUCAUGUUAUGGUUCAUGUUGAAGGAGGAAUCGAGCUUAUUAGAUAUAUUUUUUACAAGUUACUUUUUUUGUUAAUCUCUUUAUAAUUUAGUCGUUUACACGCGCUGUGCGCGACCUUACAGCACAGUUAAAAAUAUUUGUUUUAUUAUUGUUCGAAAAAUAUACAAUAAACCUACCUGGAUUAAGAUGAGCUAUAAGUAAAGCGUAAGUGAAU